Molecule: messenger RNA, 3175 nt
Organism: Chenopodium quinoa (quinoa)
Lineage: Eukaryota; Viridiplantae; Streptophyta; Magnoliopsida; Caryophyllales; Amaranthaceae
Product: synaptotagmin-5-like
Exons: 14
Coding region: 348-2786 (812 amino acids)
Molecular function (GO): lipid binding
Source: RefSeq, a predicted model, not a curated record
UUCAAUAAAAUUCUGUUAUUACCAGAAACUUACUAGUAUUAUUAUUAUUAUUAUUACAAUGUAUAUGUUGGUCAGCCUAUUGGCUUACCUCGCUGUCUCUUCCUUUCCCCUCAAAUUUAUGACCCCCAAAAAUUUAUUAUUAUCAAUUUGAAAAGACAACUUCAAAUAAAGGAAAAAAAAUGAUACUCCCACUAUCAAUUUCUUGUCGAAAUGCUCAAAAUCCCCUUUUUUUUGGUACAAAUUCUUCAUCUCAAGAUCACUUCUUUCUAUAAAAUAACUGUUCCAUUUUGCUUACUUCAAAAAGAUUUGUAAUAUAAUAUUGAAAUUAUUAAAAAAUUUGAUAUAAAAUGAGUAGAAAAAAGAAGUUGAGUUUCAGCUUUAAUAUUGAGGUAGUCAUGGAUUUUUUGAAGAAAAUCGCCAUUGAUAAACCAGUUUACUUGGUUUUUGUGCCUUUAAUUUCUGUUAUUUGGGCAUUUGAGAAAUGGGUUUUCUCUAUUUCUACUUGGGUUCCUCUUGCUAUUGCUGUUUGGGCUACUUUGCAGUAUGGAAGCUAUCAGCGCAAAAUUCUUGCCGAAGACUUGAACAGGAAAUGGAAUCGAGCAAUGCUAGAUGCAUCGCCAAUGACAGCACUGGAGCACUGUGAGUGGCUGAACAGGUUAUUGUUAGAAGUUUGGCCUAGCUACAUUCACCCUAGGAUUUCAUCAAGGUUUUCUUACACAGUUGAGAGACGCUUGAAGUAUAAGAAACCAAAGCUUGUGGAAAGGUUUGAACUCGAAGAAUUUUCACUUGGUUCUUCUCCUCCUAAAGUAGGUCUUCAGGGGAUGCGCUGGUCAACUGUUAGAGAUCAGAGGAUUAUGCAUACAAGUUUUGACUGGGACACCAAAGACAUGAAUAUUAUGCUGCUUGCUAAACUAGCCAAACCAUUAUAUGGAACUGCACGCAUUGCCAUAAACUACCUCCAUAUCAAGGGUGAUGUGCAAUUGAUGCCAGUGCUAGAUGGAAGAGCAAUUUUACUUUCCUUUAUAUCUGUGCCAGAGGUGAGACUUGGAAUUGCCUUGGGAAGUGGUGGAAGUCAACUCCCUGGAAUGGAGCUGCCCGUUGUUUCUUCAUGGCUGGUCAAACUCUUGACCGACACCUUAGUGAAGACUAUGGUUGAACCUCGUCGUCGAUGUCUCACUCUGUCAGCUGUACAGUUGGGGAAAAGGGCAGUUGGUGGCAUACUUUAUGUAACAGUAGUUGGUGCAAGUCAACUUUCUAGAAAUGUGGUUAAAGGAAGCCCGACAAGCACACAAGUUGGUUCAAAUCAUGCCUCAGAAGAGCGUCUUAAUAAGGAUGUGAAGACAUUUGUGGAGGUAGAGAUUGAAGAAAUUACCAGGAGAACAGAUGCAAAGCCAGGCUCUAGUCCACAAUGGGAUUCCACAUUUAAUAUGGUUUUACACGAUAAUGCAGGAGUACUUAAAUUCCAUCUUUAUGAAUGUUCUCCUGGUAGUGUGAAGUUUGAUCACCUUGCGACUUGUGAAAUUAAGGUUAGAUAUUGUGAAGAUGAUUCCACGAUAUUUUGGGCGAUAGGACCUGAUUCAGGAGUCAUAGUAAAGCGUGCUGAGAGUUGUGGAAAAGAAGUUGUAAUGAAUGUUCCUUUUGAGGCAGUAGAGUCAGGGGAGUUGAUGGUCAGACUUGUUCUUAAAGAAUGGCAGUUUUCGGGUGGUUCUAAAAGUGCUGGGUUACACCUUAAUGCUCAAUCAACAUUAUCUGGGUUAUCAAAUUCAAAGACUGGAAGAAAACUGUAUGUUACUGUAAAAGAAGCUACAGAUAUUCCUGGAAAGGAUAAAUUGGAACGAUCAGAGCCUUAUGUUAGGUUGCAGUAUGGGAAGGUUGUCCAGAAAACAAGGGCUGUGAAACAGACAUUAAAUCCUGUUUGGAACCAGACAUUUGAAUUUGAUGAGAUUACAGGGGGUGAAUAUCUCAAGUUGAAAUGUUUAUAUGAAGAAACAUUUGGAGAUGAGGUAAUUGGCAGUGCAACUGUGAACAUGGAAGGAUUAGAGGUGGGUUCAGUUAGGGAUGUACCUGUACCCCUUGAAAACGUGAAUUCUGGGGAAGUAAGGCUUCAAAUUGAAGCUGUGAGCGAGGUAUCCAAUGGCGGUCCUGAGAAUGGAUUGAUUGAGCUUGUUCUCAUUGAGGCCAGGGAUCUUGUUGCUGCUGAUCUCCGGGGAACAAGUGAUCCAUAUGUGAAGGUCCAGUAUGGAAAUGAGACGAGGAGAACAAAGGUUGUGUACAAGACUGUGAAUCCUUCAUGGAACCAAACAUUUGAGUUUCCUGAUGAUGGAAGUACGUUAGAAUUACAAGUGAAGGAUCACAAUGCUAUAUUGUCCUCAUCAAGCAUAGGCAACUGCAUAGUACAAUACCAAAGACUUCCCCCUAAUGAAGUAUCUGAGAAAUGGAUACCUCUGCAAGGAGUUAAAAAGGGCGAAAUACAUGUUCAAAUAACAAGAAAAGUGCCAGAUCUUCAGAAGAUAACCAGUGUAGACUCUGAUUCAUUGUCAAACAGAGCUCAUGCAAUAUCUGAUCAGAUGAAGGAUAUGUUGAUGAAGCUUGAGUCUUCAGUUGAGGACAAGGAUGCUGAAGAAAUUUUAAGUACUUUAAGUGAACUUCAAAGCUUAGAGGACUCGCAGGAACAAUAUAUGCUCCAGCUUGAAACGGAAAGAAUGCUUCUACUUAACAAAAUAGGCGACCUUGGUCAGGAGCUACUUAAUUCGUCUCCUAAUCUUAGUAGGAGGAUUUCCUAUUAGCUCGCUCUGCCUAAUGACUAGCAUCUAUAAAACAAUACUGCUUCGAUCUGUGGGAAUGAACUCUCUUAGUCGAGGGAUUGAAGAAGUGGAAUAAUUAUUGUAGAUGAUAGGAGGAAGUGUUUCUAAUGUAAUUAUUUGAGUUAGCUUCCCCUCUUCGUACGUCAAAAGACUGAUCAGAGCUACUAUGUGUAAAUUGUCUCACUAGAGUGAAGAGAGUAUGGUUUUAGUUAAAUUACUCGUGAUCAUAGACUCUUGUUACACAAAAAUAGACUUGUAAAAUAGUGAUCUAAUUUUCUCGUGUUUUCCAAUAUUCGUGUGCAACUGCCGCACCAAUUUUGGCAAAAUCAUGAUAUACAUUCCUAGUGAAUCAGAUAACUUUAUUUGUUUUA